Messenger RNA from Lolium rigidum, 1605 nucleotides. RefSeq names its product DNA-(apurinic or apyrimidinic site) endonuclease, chloroplastic-like. The transcript has 12 exons. Bases 43 to 1605 code for a protein of 520 amino acids. Gene Ontology annotation, cellular component: nucleus. Gene Ontology annotation, biological process: base-excision repair. Gene Ontology annotation, molecular function: phosphoric diester hydrolase activity; DNA binding; DNA-(apurinic or apyrimidinic site) endonuclease activity. The record is from RefSeq and is a predicted model, not a curated record. Lineage: Eukaryota; Viridiplantae; Streptophyta; Magnoliopsida; Poales; Poaceae.
CUUCUGCGCAGCGUCCCGCCGCCACCACGCACCCACUCGCGGAUGCAGCAGCUCCUGCGCGGCGCCUCUCUCCUCCGUCUCUACGAGUGUAGCCGUGGGCUUCCAAGUGCAAACUACAGUUGCAGAAAGUUAGUGCUUACAAAACUAAACGUGAUGAGUGAGGGGAUUCGUGCUACGUAUUCACGCCGAGCAGCCUCUAAGAACAUUGAGAUCAAGAAAGAUGACCAGACAAUCACAGAGAAGGUUAGUCUUGUAUGCCCCUUUGUGCUGUCAUUGUCCGAAGAUGUCACUGAAAGCACGUUGGAGAUAGAGCGAAUCAGAGGUGAUCCUAGUAUGCUCCAAUCCAUGACAGUGAAAGAGCUCAGGGAACUCACAAGGAGGAUGGGCGUUUCGGGGAAAGGUAACAAGAAAGACUUGGUAUCAGCUCUGAUGGAUUCUCUAGGCCAGGAAGUAACUGAUAAAGAUGGAGCAUCAACAGUUGAGAAAGUUGGCCCAUCAGAAGUACCUUCAAAAAGAAAAGGUGCCGCUUCAGUAGUAGUUGAACAAAAUUUAGAAACUUCUGAAGUUAUUUCUGCAACUCCUAGCAAGAGAAGUAGAACAAAGCAGAAAUCAACCAAGGGCAUCACUCCGAAGGAGAAUUCUGUGACUACUGUCAAGCUAAAUAAGACAUCAAUCCAGAAGGAAACAGUUGUUGUUCACGGUACUGUGGAUGAUGCAGAGCCUUGGACUCUACUUGUGCACAAGAAGCCACGACCUGAGUGGAUUCCCUACAAUCCUAAGGUCAUGAGGCCUCCACCCCUUGGCAAGGAUACAAGGGCCGUAAAGAUUCUAUCAUGGAAUGUCAAUGGACUGAGAGCUUUGAUGAAAUCUAGGGGCUUCUCUGUUCAUGAGUUAGCACAGAGGGAGGAUUUCGAUAUACUAUGCCUGCAAGAGACGAAAAUGCAGGAGAAAGAUGUUGAAGUCAUUAAAGAAACUCUACUUGAAGGCUAUACCAAUAGUUUCUGGACAUGCAGUGUAUCGAAACUUGGCUAUUCGGGGACUGCCAUCAUUUCACGGGUGAAACCACUUUCUAUCAAGUAUGGGCUUGGUGUACCAGACCAUGAUACAGAAGGGAGGGUUGUGACAGUGGAAUUUGAUGAUUUUUACUUGCUAACCGCUUAUGUGCCGAAUUCCGGUGAUGGCCUAAAAAGACUGACUUACAGGGUCACAGAGUGGGAUCCAUGCCUUGGUAACUACAUGAAAGAAUUGGAAAAGUCGAAACCUGUCAUACUAACUGGUGAUCUUAACUGUGCUCAUCAGGAGAUUGAUAUACAUGAUCCUGCUGGAAAUAGUAGAAGUGCUGGCUUCACAAAAGAAGAAAGGAAAUCAUUCGAGACUAACUUCUUGUCCAAAGGGUUCGUUGAUACGUUUCGGAAACAGCAUCCCGAUGUUGUUGGAUAUAGCUACUGGGGAUAUAGGCACAACUGCCGCAAGACUAAUAGAGGUUGGCGCCUGGAUUACUUUCUCGUGUCAGAGUCCAUCGCAGAACGAGUCCAUGAUUCGUACAUCCUCCCGGACGUUUCGGCCAGCGACCACAGCCCUCUCGGCCUCAUACUGAAGCUCUAG